AUGGAUAUCGACAUGAGCCGUCGCAACAAGGUUCCGCGGCCUUUGUCCGACUCGGAACGGGCCCGGUUGGACGAGUUCAUUGACUCCAUUCACUACUCGGCGCGAUACUCUGACAGCGAGUACGAGUACCGUCACGUACAACUGCCCAAGGCCAUGCUUAAAGCCAUUCCAAAAGACUACCACGAUUCUUCCCACGGAACCUUGAAGCUGCUAUGGGAAGAGGAAUGGCGAGCACUCGGCAUCACUCAGAGUUUGGGUUGGGAACACUACGAAGUGCAUGAGCCGGAGCCGCACAUCCUACUGUUCAAGCGCCCUCUCAACUACCAGCCUCCCCAGUGA
This is a messenger RNA of Colletotrichum graminicola M1.001, 339 nucleotides long. Its product is annotated as cyclin-dependent kinase regulatory subunit. Gene Ontology annotation, molecular function: protein kinase binding; cyclin-dependent protein serine/threonine kinase activator activity; ubiquitin binding. The record is from RefSeq and is a predicted model, not a curated record. Gene Ontology annotation, cellular component: cyclin-dependent protein kinase holoenzyme complex; SCF ubiquitin ligase complex. The transcript has 4 exons. Lineage: Eukaryota; Fungi; Ascomycota; Sordariomycetes; Glomerellales; Glomerellaceae. Bases 1 to 339 code for a protein of 112 amino acids. Gene Ontology annotation, biological process: regulation of mitotic cell cycle.